Messenger RNA from Anthostomella pinea, 2391 nucleotides. NCBI's taxonomy places the organism in Eukaryota, Fungi, Ascomycota, Sordariomycetes, Xylariales, Xylariaceae. The record is from the annotation of a GenBank genome assembly.
AUGGAGUUCUUCGAGAACCAGGUCGGUGAGGUGCGCUACUUGACCACGCUGGCCGCAACACCCGUGCCAGUGCCCGUGUCGCCAGCCGAGUCAGUCGCCCACCACCACUCUACUGCUGCUGCUGCUGCUGUUGCGGAACGUGCCACAGCGCCGGCGGGCGCUGGCGCAAAGAGGAAGAGCAGUGCCGACGACUCUUCUAGCGCGAGAGGCAACGGCAACGGCACCGGAACCGCCCAACAGCGAAGCAAGCGCAACAGAUACAUAUCCAUCGCCUGCAACGAAUGCAAAAGACGCAAGAUCAAGUGCAAUGGCGAGACACCAUGCCAACGCUGCGGCAACCUCGAUUUGCAAUGCUUGUACACGCCCAACUGCUGCUCCACCAGCGUCAAGGACUCGGACGAGUUCAAGCAGAUGGUGGCCCAGGUCAAUCAGUUGCAAGAGCAAGUCGAGACUCUGUUCAGCAGCAUGAGCGCCAUACGAUCCGAAGCUCUGCGCCUGGCCCCCAUCCAAGACCGAACCGUGAACAUGCCGUCCGCAGCGAGCACCCCUUCCUCGUCUUCCAUGACCAUACCCACCUUCCAACGGGCGGACCAACCACCGCCGCGCCAGCCUGGCUUUCGCGGUCCCACGAGCACUCGCUUCAGUCUGGAUGUUGCCAAAAACACUCUUCACAAGAUGGGCUACAGCGGUCCGGGUGAUGGGAUCGAGGCUGAUGGCAAUGGCAAUGUCCGAGAAACCCCCGAAUUGUCGCCCCGAAAUACGCCUCAUAUAGCGAUAUCGCCUCACAAACCUCCACCAGAUCCGCUGUGGGAUUUCGACAAGGACGAUCUGAUUCGUCUUUGUCGCAUAUAUGAAGAUGAGGUUGGCAUCAUGUACCCUAUCAUCCGGAUCGAGUCGGUCGUGCGUCACGCCAGGACCUUGGCUACCUGGAUGGAAGCCGCGAAAAAGAACGGCUUGGCGCCCCCUUUCAGCCAGGAUGGUGGCAUCAGCGACUUGAAUACUCUUCUGCUCAAGGUGGUCCUGUGCAGCGCUUUGCUUGUCGAGGAGCACGGGAGUAGUGAAAAAGCUCAGAGGAUAUUCGAUGACAUCAGGCCAACAACAGACAGGAUGCUCAUGAGCGACCCAGCGAAUGUUAAGAAUCUGCCAAUACUGGCCUUGGUGGCUGGCUAUUACUUUCUCUCCAACGAUGAGAUUCUCUCUUGGCGAACCAUGGGCCAGGUGGCGCGGCACUGCUUCGAACUAGGCCUCCAUCGGCGUGACGCGAUCGAGAAGAUUGCGGAUGAAGAGGAGCGUAGGAAUGCCAUCCACACAUUCUGGUCGGCUUACGUUUUGGAUCGUCGAUGGGCUUUCGGUUCCGGUCUGCCAUACGUAGUGCCCGACGAGGAGAUAGACCCCCAACUACCUUAUCCGGAAGCUUUUCCCUUCCUUAUCGCCAUGAUAAACUACUCCAAGCUCAGCGCGAGAGUAUGGCGGCUCGUACGAAAUUUCGAUCCCGAUGCAGUCACAGAAUUGCAAGCCAGAGACCUCGAGGAUUUGGAUCAGCGAAUCAAGCAGUGGUACACUGAGUUGCCCGACGAAGCUCGGCUUGAACUCCCAGAUUGGGAGGCUGUGCCGAGAUACCUGACACCCCAAGUCAACUCGUCGCAGAAUGAAUAUGAUGUCCAGCGCCUGCAGAUAUGGACGUAUCUGCGACUCAAUCAGAUCCGAACCUGGCUCUACACCCCGAUUUUGCAUACCCAUAGCAGCAUCAUGGAGAACAUGAGGCACGCCGAUUCCGCCGUCAAGCUUGCCAAGAAUACCAUCAGGUACCUUACGCACUUGAACAACGCUACCAACAUAUACAGAAAACUGCAGGUCUUCUACCACCAGUUUCUUUCGUCGGCCAUCACAGUCCUCUUCCUAGCGUCUUGCCAUGCGCCGGUGAACUUCAGCUCAUCCUGUCGCGAUGAGUUCUACAUGGCUUUGGAGCUGGUCAAAGACAUGUCGUCCAAGUCGUGGGUGUCGAAACGGCUUUGGACCACCAUUAAAUCGCUGCGUGAGGUAGCACCUCGCCUCGGCUUAGCCGAAGACCCUCACUCGACCGCGGCACUCACGAUGGCUGGACUGGCCACCGGUCAGAUGAGACCUAGUCCCCAACUUGACCCCGGCUAUGGUGUGCCACCUCCAGUACCGGGAUCAUCUCCAGGUCUGGAUGGCGCACAGGCGGGUCUUCAGAUGUCGAGUGAGAUGUCACGGAUAUUCGAAGGCUACCUCGGCAAGACGACUCAGGUCAACGACAACCUGGCGCACCCCGAUCCUGGCUCGGUGCCCCCAACAUCGGUCAGUGAUGGACCGGUCCUGCCGCUUGGUACUAGUGGCAGUGUAUAUCAGCACUUCCGGAACAUGUUCUAG